Messenger RNA from Elephantulus edwardii (Cape elephant shrew), 1950 nucleotides. It is a transcript of the gene NRG3, whose product is annotated as neuregulin 3. Gene Ontology annotation, molecular function: chemorepellent activity. The record is from RefSeq and is a predicted model, not a curated record. Lineage: Eukaryota; Metazoa; Chordata; Mammalia; Macroscelidea; Macroscelididae. Bases 103 to 1950 code for a protein of 615 amino acids. The transcript is spliced from 9 exons. Gene Ontology annotation, biological process: animal organ development; nervous system development; intracellular signal transduction.
CGGGAGUUACGCUGUAGCGACUGCAUCGUGUGGAACCGGCAGCAGACGUGGCUGUGCGUGGUGCCUCUCUUCAUCGGCUUCAUCGGCCUUGGGCUCAGCCUCAUGCUGCUCAAAUGGAUCCUAGUGGGCUCUGUCAAGGAGUACGUGCCUACAGACCUGGUGGACUCCAAGGGUAUAGGCCAGGACCCCUUCUUCCUCUCGAAGCCCAGCUCCUUCCCCAAGGCCAUGGAGACCACCACCGCAAGCACUUUGGUCACAAUCCCCACCACCUCCGUCGCGGGCGCGGCUGCCUCCUCCAGGACGCCCAACCGUAUUAGUACGCGCCUGACCACCUUCACAAGAGCGCCUACUCGGUUCCCCGGGCACCGGGUGCCCAUCCGGGCCAGUCCACGCUCCACCACGUCUCGGAACACUGUGGCCUCCCCGACGGUCCUGUCCACGACGGCCCCCUUGGCCAGCAGCGGUGGACCGGGUUCCCGCUCCCCGGUGCCUGGAGACCCAAGUACCCAGGCAGUGCCCUCCUGGCCCACUGCGGCAUAUGCUACCUCCUCCUACCUUCAUGACUCUACUCCCUCCUGGACGCUGUCUCUGUUCCAGGAUGCUGCCUCUCCCUCCUUUUCCUCUUCCUCUCCUUCUUCCUCUGCCAUCACUACGCCAGAAACUAGCACCAGCCCCCUAUUUCAUAUGACGACCUAUUCCACGGAGCGCUCAGAACACUUCAAACCCUGCCGAGAUAAGGACCUUGCCUACUGCCUCAAUGAUGGCGAGUGCUUUGUAAUCGAGACCCUCACUGGAUCCCAUAAACACUGCCGGUGCAAAGAAGGUUACCAAGGAGUCCGUUGUGAUCAAUUUCUACCGAAAACAGAUUCUAUCUUAUCAGAUCCAACAGACCACUUGGGGAUUGAAUUCAUGGAGAGUGAAGAAGUUUAUCAAAGGCAAGUGCUGUCAAUUUCAUGUAUCAUCUUUGGAAUUGUCAUCGUGGGCAUGUUCUGUGCAGCAUUCUACUUUAAGAGCAAGAAACAAACUAAACAAAUUCAAGAGCAGCUGAAAGAAGCACAGAAUGGCAAAAGUUACAGUCUCAAAGCAACCAGCACAAUGGCAAAAGCAGAGACCUUGGCCAAAAGUCAUGUGCAGCUGCAAAAUUAUUCCAACGUGGAAAGGCAGCCUGUGACAGCAUUGGAGAAAAUCAUGGAGUCAAGUUUUACUGGCCCUCAGUCCAUCCCAGAAAUCCCUUCUCCUGAGAGAGGAAGCCAGUCUUUCAAACAUCACAGGGAUCUCUCCUCUUGCUGCAGCCCAGGGCAAAGGAGUGGGAUGCUCCAUAGAAAUGCCUUUCGAAGGACACCUCCCUCCCCUCGAAGUCGGUUGGGUGGUAUUGUGGGACCAGCAUAUCAGCAACUUGAAGAAUCAAGGAUUCCAGACCAGGAUAUAAUACCUUGUCAAGGGUGUACAUCCAGUGGUUUAAAAACUCAACUCAAUGCAUCAAUAAAUAUACAACUGCCUUCAAGAGAGACAACCCCCUAUUUUAAAAGCUUGGAUCAAAAGGACCUGAUGGGAUAUUCAUCCAUAAGGGCCAGUUCUGUGCCCAUCAUCCCGUCAAUGAAUCUAGAGGAAAACUGCAUGCAAAUGCCAGGGAUUUCUGAAGUCAAAAGCAUCAAGUGGUGCAAAAACUCCUAUUCUACUGAUCUUGUCAAUGUUAGUAUUCCGGUCAGUGAUUGUCUUAUAGCUGAACAACAAGAAGUGAAAACAUUGCUAGAAACUGUCCAGGAGCAGAUCCGAAUUAUGAGUGAUUCCAGGAGGUCAGAGGACUAUGAACUGACCAGCAUAGAAACUAAGAAUAGAGCAAGUGAGAACACAGCUUUUCUCCCCCUGAGUCCCACAGACAAAUCAGAUAGAGAGGCACAAUUUGUCUUAAGAAAUGAAAUACUAAGAGACUCGGCAUUGACCAAGUGA